Aureobasidium subglaciale EXF-2481 is the source of this 1386-nucleotide messenger RNA. RefSeq lists its product as uncharacterized. The coding region runs from base 1 to 1386 and encodes 461 amino acids. The transcript has 3 exons. The record is from RefSeq and is a predicted model, not a curated record. Lineage: Eukaryota; Fungi; Ascomycota; Dothideomycetes; Dothideales; Saccotheciaceae. Gene Ontology annotation, molecular function: protein binding.
AUGCGUGAGCCAUCUGUCGUCGCCGAGACUGACGCAGAGCAAGGUACAAGUCUGCGAUGCGUUGCUUCAACAGGCGACAGAUAUCGCUGUACCGUCGACGAAGCGCAUCCAGGCUGGGCUGAUCAAGUCCACGGCGUCGCAACCCCUGCAGACAAGAACGAGAGCAAUUGUUUUCGACACGCUCUCUUGUCAUCUGAUGGUACCGCUGUAGUCACAUAUAACGAGGAUCUCAUCUUGAGGACUUUUGCAGUUCCGUCAAUUCAUUCGGACGAGAAGGCCACAGAAGUCUCGCCCUACUGUUCAGCUCCAUCACCGCUCAAGCUCACCUCGCUCACCCUUCACCCGGCUUUCGAUGUCACCAAUCCCGCCAGCACUCUCCUUGUGACCUCCCAUCCAGACCUGCCUCUACGCCUGAUCAAUGCUCUUGACAUUGCAUAUAUUCAUGCCUCUUAUACUUGGCAAAACUCUCUCACCGAAGCAUACAUCUCACCAUCGUCUCUGCUCUUUGUGGACAACACCCGCUUUGUUGCCGGCGCAAAAGAUACCAUUGCUGUGUUCGACGUACACAACGGUGAUGGUCCUACCUACGAAUGUCCGACACGAAAAGGCCGAAAGGCGAGGAAACUGUAUGGGGCAGACUCGGGUGGCAUUGGUGGCAUAAUCUCCUCCUUGGCUCUGUCCGGCGACAACAUCUUGGCCGCAGGCACAUAUAAUCGUCAGGUGGGCCUGUUCGAGGCUGCUGGUCAAGGAGAAUGUGUGACUGCCUUCGACUUGAGCUACAACGAUUUGGAGGAUUCUGUGCUCAAAGGAAACGGUGUCAGCCAACUUGCCUGGAGUCCAUGUGGAAACUACCUCUUCGUCGCCGAACGUCAGAGCGAUGCUUUGCUCGUCUAUGAUAUCAGACAUACUGGCCGACGACUGAGCUAUCUUUCUGGUCGCUGUGCUCUUACCACACUGAAGCUUUCUUUCGAUCUCGCAAGCGAUGCGUACGGCAAGGUCAAUGUCUGGGCGGGUGGUACAGAUGGUAAGGUCAGAGCAUGGCAAGAUGUUACAGGCAGAGAGGGCCGCAUAGAGCCAGAUUUUGCAUUGCAUGUUAGUCAUGCGGCGGUAAGCAAUACGAUACUUAGCCAUCGCGAUCCGAUGCUCAUAACCACGUCUGGUCAACGUCGAAGUCCGAGCGAUCUGGUCGACUUGGGCGACUCUGAUUCCGAGUCCGACUUGAGCUCCUCAAGCGGCAGCGCGGAUAGCAACGACUCUGAAUCGGACGACGAGCAGCUCGGAAAAGCCAACGAGCAACUCUCAGGCACAGCUUCCAUUGAGGCCAUUACAGAACCUGGGAGAGGUCCUGCUUUUGAUAAUAUUCUUUCGUUCUGGCGAAUCUUAUGA